AAUAAUCCUCCUUGUUUGUACAGCAAAUUUAUCAAAUAAAGUUUCUGACUGUGAGCUCGCAACAAACUAUUUGCAUGGUGCCGGCAACAUGGCUUCUCAUUGGCUGCGUCUUCGCUACAGUUGCUACCAAUGGCAGCAUCGCAAGAGAGUGGCGGGCGGGCCAAGUUCAACAGCAUCAUGAGUUGAAAUCCUUCGAUGCCCCAGUUUUAAAUGCCCAAGUAAACGCAACAUCUAAGAACACAUCAGCCAACCCUGAUGUGUCCUCAAAGCAAGAAGCAGCGGGAUAUUAUUCAGAAAAUGGAGGAAGUCACAACAACCGAGUAUUUGCAACAAAAUUUAAUAAAAAUAAACGAGCGGCGGAUGAUGAACCGCCGAAUUUUCGGUUCGUUUUUUCUAGUGACACAGAAGAUGGAAGGUUACCCUUAGAGGCUCUGCUGGGGCAAGAUUAUAUGAAUUUCGACAAUUUCAAUCUUAAUAGUGAGAUAAAUGAAAAUAUAUCAACCCUACUUUAUGGAAUAAAUCCCGAAAAUCAGAUAGAUAUUGCAUUCGGUAUAGAAGAAAACUCAGUCGAACCGAAUCUUCUGGAUGAAGCUGAACCUUAUUUGCUGAGGGCAUAUCAUGAUUUUCCAAAUUCACUAAGUAUUGCAAACAAUAACGAUAAACUUUACAACGCUUUGGUUUUUCUCCAAAAGAGAUUCAGCGGCGAGAGUGGCAGCAAAUUCAACGAUUUUAUUCUCCCGGCUUUUAAUCAGAAUGAUGAUCGUGACAAGUCUUCACCUGGGUACGAGAGACCAGCCAACCUAAUCAACCUAGAAUUUCACAAGCAAAAACAUAACUACGAGCCAACCUUCAGAAGCGAUUACCUGGAUAACCAACUUGAUGAUAAUUUUUUCGAUACGUACGCUCCAAAAUUGAUCAAAAAGUAUUUCCUAUCGAGCCCAGAGCACGGAUUCCCAAGGGAUACUGACAUCGGUAAUAUUGUCAAGCACGGACCGAAUUUCAAAACCUCCAUUAAAGAUUUUUCGAACGGAAUUGAUCGUCUUGAUGAGAAGCUGCCCUCAAAUAGACUAGAACAUUUCGACGAUCUUGACGCAGAAUAUGAUGCAUUUGAUAAACCGGAAGACCACGAAGAAUACGAUGACUACGACAGCGUAAUCGAUAAAAAUGAAAAGUAUUUCACCAGUAAAGACGAUGAUUUAUUUGUGCACGCCAGAGAUACGGAAAAUGGCUGUUUUGAAGAUCAAGAAGUUUCGAAAGAAAAAUUUUUAUCAUACUCUGAUGUUGUCCAGGAUGUAGGAACGUCAGUGAACGAAGAAGAUGUGACCGCAGUAGCCACGAGCCGUCCUCCCAGAGGCUGGAGUCCCAGGAUGGGAAAAAGCAAAAAAGAAAACGAGCAAGAUAUGAAAAUCGUUCGUGAAAAGCGGAGUAUCAGAGAUCCUCAAAUAUCGAGUGACGCUUCACCUGUGGAAAAAGUUCCUAUUUUUGCGACUCAGCUGGUAAAGAAGAACCUUCCUUCAUCCUCGGGGCUUCUUGAUUUCCUCGACGACAUCGUCGAUGAGACCGAAAUUGGUGGCACAAAUCCGUGGCAGAAACUUCAUAAUCGCCUCAUGCUCACUCUCAUGAAGAACCGAAUCAGGGAGAAACUUCUGCAACCCAAAGAAAUCUUAGAAGCACAGUUAAAGUAUGGGCAACAAGGAAUUCUGACAGUCGAUAAUCCCGGCAAUUCAUUUGCAUCAAACCCUUACUUAUCGGCUUCUGUAAAUCCCCAGCCAAAUAAGGAUCUCGGUUUUAUUCAGGAUGACAUCACCAACAUCCCGCGACAAUAUGUUUCAAAAGACGAUGUCUUCAGCAACACAAGAAAAUUCAAUAAUGCGCUUAAAUCAGGACAGCACGACACUUUCCCUUCACAUGUAAGCUCUAAUAAAGAACAACAAGAUUUUGGUCGUGUUGAAAACUCUUUAAGCAUCACAAAGAGCCCAGGUCCAGCCAGGAUGAUUGCUUCCGAUCAAGAACAUCAUACGAGGCAGCCAGAUUCUGUUAGUGACAGCAAUGCAUUCAGGGACUGGGGUAAGGGCCGUUAUUAUGAAUCAUUGGAAAUGCCAGGGAAAGAAGAAAUUGAGUUUGGAGGCAAACUGGUUCCGCUUCCCACUGAAAAACGGUAUCUCUUAAACGUAUUAAGCCCAAAAAGAUUCCGUUACCGGCAGCCUUUCAAAAUACCCAAGAAUCUCGAAAAUAAUUUCAUAGAAGAAGGACUUCCCGACCUCAACCAGGCGAGAAAACUUCCCUACGCCGCACAAAGAGAGACUUUUAAUCCCCGAAUGGGGAAGCGAGACACGAGGCAAGUGUGGGACCAUAAUUUUGGUGAUGAUUGGUGGCGUCACGAACCUAAAUCUAUUCACAACGAACUGUCAUCGAACGAGAAAAUGGACACGAUACAUCACUAUGUGUUCACUCCACGAGUGGGCAAGCGAGCUCCGACCUUCAUUCCUCGGACUGGUAAACGCAGGUUCGAUUUCAUACCUCGGGCUGGGAAACGAACGUUCAGUUUCAUACCGCGCGCUGGGAAACGAGCAUUCAGUUUCAUUUCCCGGGCUGGGAAACGAACAUUCAGUUUCAUUCCUCGCGCUGGGAAACGAACAUUCAGUUUCAUUCCCAGGGCUGGGAAACGAGCGUUUAGUUUCAUUCCUAGGGCUGGGAAACGAACGUUUAGUUUCAUUCCUAGGGCUGGUAAACGAGCGUUCAGCUUCAUACCUCGAGCUGGGAAACGAACUUUCAGUUUCAUUCCACGGGCUGGGAAACGAGGAUUUAGCUUCAUUCCUCGAGCGGGAAAAAGAAAUUUCAGCUUCAUUCCUCGAGCGGGAUAAGAAGCAAACAAUUUCAUCGCUGUUGGGAGAUGACAUCUCAGGCCGUCACAUUCUUCCUGGUGAAUUCAAAAGCAAACUCUUACACUCAGCGCGCUACAGAUGAAGUCUUGAACUUGCAAUACACAAACUGCAUGGGGCGUUGUGUCUAGCUCAUUUAAUUCCUUGUAUGAUUAUCAAUACUUAUUGUUAAAAAAAUAGCAUUGAAGAGGCUAACUUUUAAUUCCUAGUAAUACAUUGAUGUACAUGGGGCAUUAAACUGGCCUAAAAUACAAUAGAAGAUGAACCGUAACAUUAUAUAUUAUUACAAUGUGAUCAUAUUUCUACGACAGAAUUCUAACAAGAAUUUCGGAAUUUAAUGCCUAUGAUAAUGGAGUACACAUAAGCCCGUAGCGAGUGCCUAAAGUUCGUUUGAAAUCGUUUACCUGUAUGUAAAAAUGUGGUGAAAAACGAGAUAAAAUGAACAACCUUUCGUUCAUUGCCUAAUCUCUUUGAAUCAAGUUGCCAAGCAAUCAAAUUAAAAGGAUAAAGAAAUCACAGGAGCAUACAAAACUAAAAUUUAAUUGCAAGUGCUUGCAUCAAUAAA
Hyalella azteca is the source of this 3447-nucleotide messenger RNA. RefSeq lists its product as uncharacterized. The coding region runs from base 75 to 2864 and encodes 929 amino acids. The transcript has 6 exons. NCBI's taxonomy places the organism in Eukaryota, Metazoa, Arthropoda, Malacostraca, Amphipoda, Hyalellidae. The record is from RefSeq and is a predicted model, not a curated record.